Messenger RNA from Oryza sativa Japonica Group (Japanese rice), 2672 nucleotides. RefSeq lists its product as uncharacterized. Lineage: Eukaryota; Viridiplantae; Streptophyta; Magnoliopsida; Poales; Poaceae. The record is from RefSeq and is a predicted model, not a curated record.
AUUUGAUCGAUCGAUCGAUCGAUCGAUCAAUUAGCUCGAUAUCCAUUAGCAAGCUGUUGUUGCAUCGAUCCAUGGUUGUAUCCAUUGAUUAAUUUGAUUAGCUGCAAGGGCAAGAACAUCAUAUCUGCUAGCUAGCUUGUCGUCGCAAUCAACGAUGGACUACUUCAACGGGACGGACGCGCACUGCGGCGGCGCCGUGGGCGCCAUGGGCUCCUACGUCUACAACCUCACCUCCUCCUACGCCGACCAGAAGAACGAGGUCAACAUCGUCGCCACCUCCCUCGCCAUGCUCCUCCUCGCCGCGCUCCUCCUCGCCUUCGACCUCCUCGCCGGCGCCGCCACGCUGCGCCCCGCCGCGCGCCUCGUCCUCUCCGUCUCCCUCGCCCUCUUCCUCCCCGUCACCUCCUACCUCUUCUCCGAGGCCAAGAACGACGUCCCCGGCGCCGCCGCCGCCGACGCCGAGCUGCCCCUGCGUGCGCGCCUCAUUCUUGCGUGGAUGCUGCUCGUCGAGCUGCUCCGCAAGAAGGUGGAGGCCACGGUCGCCGGCACUAAGGGCGCCAGUGGCGGCGGCCCCACCAGCCGUGCCGGCCGUGUCGCCUUCCUCGGCUACCUCGUCUUCUUCAACGUCCACGGCGCCGGCCGGAAGGCGGUGUUCGGCGUGCUCUGGGUGUUCGCCGCUGCCAAGCUGGUGCAGCGCGUCGCCAUCGGUGAGUUCGUCAAGCGCUCCUUCGCCUUCGGCAAGAACCCGCAGCUCCUCGCCGGCUACAUGGCGCAGACGCUGGAGCAGCAGGAGCGGCGCCCGCGGCGAGACGACGAGCUCAUGACGAGCUGCAAGUACGCCGUCAUGGGAGAGGAGAACCUGGAGAGGGAGGCCGGCCCGAACGGCUACCUCGUCGACCUGAACAAGACAGUCGCCGGCGAUGACAACGCCGACGACGCCGUCGUCGUCACCGUGGGCAGGGUGUGGUCGCUCGCCGAGAGUGACCAGCUGCUGGUGUCCAACCCGAAGCUGAAGCGGCUCUGCCUCUCGUACGCUCUCUUCAAGCUGCUUCGCCGCGAGUUCGAGGAGACGCCGUUGACCGCCGCGGAGGCCGCCGACUGCCGUGAGCUCAUCUUCCGAGGCCUGUGCAACGACGGCGGCGCCGCCGCCGACAGGGCGGCGACGCUGUUCCAGGUGUUCGACGACGAGCUCGGGUUCGUGACCGAGUACUACCACUCCGUCCUCCCCGUGAUGCUGGCGAGCCCCUUCUUCCUCCUCGUCAACUACAUCGUCUUCCCCGUCCUCGUGCUCGGCCUCUGCCUCAUGACCGUCGUGCUCUGCGGCAACGGCGACAUCGCCUUCAUCGCCGGCAGCAUCAAGAGGGACAACUACGCCGUGUCGUUCGGCUUGCUGAGGAUGACGAGGUGCCUCCUGAGCAGAGUAUUCCGGUCGCCGUCGGCGCUCUUCUCCUCCAUUGACCUCUCCAUCACGUUCCUCCUCUUCCUCACCAUCCUCUACGAGGAGGCGUGGGAGCUCGCCGUCUUCCUCCUCUCCAACUGGCUCACCGUCUCCAUGGUCUGCGACUACGCCGUCAAGCCGCCGAGCCGGCUCCGCCGCUCCGCCAUCCGCGGCGUCCAGUGGGUGACGAACAGGAUGAGCCGCCGCAAUUACCUCCGUGUCAAGCAGUACUCCGUGCUCUGGUUCUGCAGGCUCCCGCUGAAGCUGCCGGCGGCGGCCGUGCCGGAGGAGGCGAAGCAAUCCAUCGUGGAGUACCUCGCGGCGUACGACGGCGCCGUCGCCCCGCUCAGCGCCGGCAGGUCGGCGGUGGCGGCGAGGAACACCCUGUGCAACGCGUCCCGGCUGAUCUCGUCGGCGUGCGAGAGCGGCAGCGUCGCCGAGGUUAUACUCACAUGGCACAUCGCCACCAGCCUCCUGGAGGUGAGGUGCCCGCCGCACGCGGAGGAGGAGGCGGCGGCGGCGGCGAGGUCGAGCACGGUGGCGACGCGGCUGUCCCGCUACUGCGCCUACCUGGUGGCGUUCCGCCGGGAGAUGCUCCCCGACGACGUCGACUGCACGGCGCGGGUGUACGGCACCAUGACCACGGAGCUCAAGCGGGAGCUGGGUCUCAAGGGCUACUACUUCUCGACGGACGCCACCCGGUACGGGAAGAUGAUGGCUAUCGCCGGCGGUCAAGAAGACGACGAGGCGGCGGCGGAGGAGACGACGGUGGUGCGCAAGGGGGCGAGGCUGGGGAAGGCGCUGAUGGACGAGGCGGCCGGCGGCGACGAGGCGGCGGUGUGGAAGCUGGUGGCCGACGUGUGGACGGAGAUCGUCGUGUACGUGGCGCCGGCGAGGGACGCCGAGCAGGUGAGGGCGCACGGCGAGGCGCUGGCGCGCGGCGGCGAGUUCGUCACCGUGCUCUGGGCGCUCGUCACGCACACCGGCAUUGCCCGCCCCGCCGCCGCGUCGGUGUGAUCGCGGCAUCGAUCGGAUGGUGAUUGAGGAUACUGAUGGUUGGAGUGGUACAGUAAAGAUUGGUUUGCAUGCAUGGAUUGGCUAAUUUUUGGAUUGAUUGAUUGUUAAUCACUUCAUUAUGAUUAAUUUGCAUCCCAAUGGAUUGGUGUAACAUCAUAUAUCUGUGUGUUGAUGCAUGUGAUAUAUACAUACAUACAUGAUGUGUGUUACUGUGUUU